AUGUCUUCGUAUGAGAGUGUAUCGAACGUAUCGUCACUGGUAUAUGAUGCUAAUCAAACAGUUGUAAACACAACAAGUGCAGCAGAUAUUUUGAGACCAACUGAAGCAAUUCUCAUUGGUUUCCAUCUUGGUGAAGUUAUCAGUAUUGUUUGCAUUGUAUUUGGUACUGUUGGUAAUACAGCACUCCUUUUGGCCAUUUAUCAUUCAUCAUUUUGUCGUUUUCCAUACGGUUUACUUCUUAUUUUCAUCGCUGUAUUCGACAUUGUUCGUCUAUUUUCGGUUAUUGUUUAUUAUCUUCUACAAGCAGAUAUCAUUCCAAUAAAUACAGUCAUUUCAACUGUAUAUAUCGUGUUUUAUCGUUAUGGGAAAAUCGUGACGAAUUGGUUGAAAGUUGUCCUCGCUAUCGAACGAUUGAUAACUAUCAAAUACUGGUCAGUAAAUCGCUACAGUGUUCAUUCAAAGAAAAUGACGAUUGAUCAACGUUUGAAACAACGGCGAAUAUUAUUUUUAAUCGUACUUUUACUCAUCUGUGCUCUCAUCAGUCAACAUGUGAAUUUCAUUCCGAGUCGUUAUAUCAAAUCAUACAUCGAUCCGGUUCGAUUAUUCUUAAUAAAUGUGCCUAAUCCAAACUUUUACUAUGGUCCUCAUAUUUAUAAUCCCGCGCUACUAAUGAUUAUAAGUUACAUUUUAAUUGAUGAUGUUUUACCGGUAACAGCAUUGCUGGUAUGUAAUACGAUUCUCUUUUACAAGUUACGGCAUUUACCGUUGAUUGCCAGUCGAAAGAUAGUUGAAUCCAUUUGGAUCCUCUUCUUUCUAACAAUUUUCUCAGUUUUCGUCGUGCCACGUUCAUUUAUCAUCCUAUGGAAUCUUUACAUGAACUCGAAACAUGUUAAUGACUCGAUUAUAUCCUUCAUUACACAUAUAUUUCAAGGCUUAGAAAUGAUGAACAAUGCCAUUACUGGAUACGCUUGUUUUCUUAGCUGUCAAAUCUUACGGAAAGCUCUCCUUGAAAUGCUUCAAAUAGCAAAACAAUCUGUUCGAAACAAAUUCUGUUCAAAGAAACACCGGUCAGCUGCGUACACAGUCGAACAAUCCAAAGUUUCUGUAAACCAUAGCUAA
Adineta ricciae is the source of this 1119-nucleotide messenger RNA. NCBI's taxonomy places the organism in Eukaryota, Metazoa, Rotifera, Eurotatoria, Adinetida, Adinetidae. The record is from the annotation of a GenBank genome assembly.